Monodelphis domestica (gray short-tailed opossum) is the source of this 4844-nucleotide messenger RNA. RefSeq names its product DDB1 and CUL4 associated factor 17 (gene DCAF17). The record is from RefSeq and is a predicted model, not a curated record. Gene Ontology annotation, biological process: protein ubiquitination. NCBI's taxonomy places the organism in Eukaryota, Metazoa, Chordata, Mammalia, Didelphimorphia, Didelphidae. Gene Ontology annotation, cellular component: Cul4-RING E3 ubiquitin ligase complex.
AUGUGCUCGGAUUCGGCCUCCGGGCGUCCGCGGGCCAACGGGAAGCCCAACAUAUGCAGCCAGCUGAGCAGGAGGGCCCAGGGCUUUUUCUCUAACGAUGCAGGGAUGGUCCAAAGGACAAACUUGGGGAUCCUGAGGAAGCUGGUGUGCCAGAAAAGCACUAAAUUCAAGAAUGUUUGGACAACUCAUUCUAAAUCACCAAUUGCCUAUGAAAGAGGAAGAAUAUAUUUUGACAAUUACCGGUGCUGUGUCAGCAGUGUUGCAGCAGAGCCAAGAAAGCGUUAUGAGAUGCCAAAGUGUUCUAAAUCAGAAAAAAUAGAGGACGCUUUAUUGUGGGAAUGCCCUGUGGGGGACAUACUGCCCAAUCCAUCAGAUUACAGAUCAUCCCUCAUAGCUCUCACUGCUCAUAACUGGCUACUUCGUAUAUCUGCAAAUAAUGGAGAAGUACUGGAGAAAGUUUAUCUUGCUUCUUAUUGCAAAUUCAGAUAUUUGAACUGGGACACUCCUCAAGAGGUCAUUGUUGUCAAAUCUGCUCAGAGCAAAGCCACAGCUCUUGCCCGCCAGGCAGGCAUUCAACCGUCUGUGCUGUUGUACUUUGCUGUAUUUCGAGUCAUACCUCUCUCACUUAUAGGAAUGCUGGAGAUCAAUAAGAAAAUUUUUGGAAAUGGUGUCACAGAUGCCACGAUUUCUCAUGGAAUGUUGAUUGUGAUGCAUAACUCAGGACUGAUCAGACUCUAUAGCUUCCAGGCCAUCACUGAACAGUUCAUGCAACAGAAACUUGACCUGGGGCGCACAUGCAGAUGGGGUGGGACAUCUGGGAUAGUCGGAGAGUCACCUUUUGGCAUUCCUUGUAAUAUUAAAAUCACAGAUACCCCUCCACUCCUCUUUGAAGUAUCUUCCCUGGAGAACACAUUUCAGAUUGGAGGCUAUCCUUGGCACUAUAUCAUCACCCCUAACAAGAAGAAACAAAAAGGCGUCUUCCAUAUUUGCGCACUGAAAGAUCAUUCCUUGGCAAAAAAUGGGAUCCAAGAAAUGAACUGUUGUUCGCUAGAAUCUGACUGGAUAUAUUUCCAUCCUGAUGCCUCUGGGAGAAUAAUUCAUGUGGGUCCAAAUCAGGUCAAAAUCUUGAAGCUAAAAGAAAUAGAAAAUAACAAGGCUCAACAUCAAGUUGCUGAGGAUUUUGUCAUUGUAGCUGACAGAGAAGAAAAAAACAAAGGCUUAUUAACUGUAACAGCCUCUGGACGAGUGGUGAAGAGACGUUUUAAUCUGUUGGAUGAUGACCCAGAACAAGAGACUUUCAAAAUUGUGGACUAUGAAGAUGAGUUGGAUUUGCUCUCGGUGGUGGCAGUCACUCAACUGGACACUGAAGGGAAAGCUCACCUGGAUUUCCACUGUAAUGAACAUGGGACAUUACUCAAGAGCAUUCCAUUAGUGGAGUCGUGGGACGUGACAUACAGCCAUGAAGUUUACUUCGACAGAGACUUAGUUUUGCACAUAGAACAGAAACCUAACAGAAUCUUCAGUUGCUAUGUUUACCAGAUGGUAUGUGAUGCUGUGGAAGAGGAUGAAAAAUGAGCAGUUGUUAAAAAAAAAUUUUUUUAAGAACAAGAAGAUUAAAAUAAUAAUGGUAAUGAUGGGGUAAGGAAUGGAGAACAACUUUACUCUUCGAGUUGAAGCUCCUGAGACUUUUGACAAGCAUGGAGCCUUGGUUAAGCCCAAAUUUGAGCUUAAAGUUCUAGCUGACUUUCUUGCAAUAUGAGCCCAGUUUUUUCCUUUCCUUGGUGGCAACUAGAGGAAAGAAUAUCUUUAGCAGGAAGCAAUGUUGUACCUUUCCAUGUUCUCAUACAUGCCACUUACCCCCCCCCCCCAGCAUCUCUUAUACCACCACAUUGCCCCAGUAUAACUCAAAAGAGGCAACCCAACAGUCAGAUGCAAGCUGGGUUUUUGCCAUCCACAGAUUUAGAGGCAAAGGCCUUGAAGAGAUCCAUUCACAUGGAAACUAUGUCUCCCAACUUCCCUUCCUCUCUCACCCACCUGCCUCACUCAUCCCUUCCUCCUACCCCCUCCAAUCCCCCACAACCCAAGAAUAAAUUAGAAAUGAUUGAGCAUACCUCUUCUAGCCUCUGUGCCCUGAGAUAGAGGAGAUGGAUAGCUACGGAUAAAGACUUAUUUUUGAGCCAAAAAUGCCUGUUUGUCAGGAAUUUUUAAAAAAGUUUUACAUUUGUCUUAUAGGAGCUAUAUUUGUAUAAAUUAUCCAGAUUAGGUGCUAGUUCCCAGAUAUAUACUCUUUGUAUUUUUUUUAUUUCUCACAGGGUGCUAAUUAUUUGUAUCAUAGGCUGCUCCAACAAGUUUUGUUAUGAAUCUGGAUUUGGAGAAAUAGGGUCUCUUUUUUUUCUAAUCAUAUAAUCAAGUUAAAUCUUGAUAAAUACAUUGUAAAAUGUUGCUGUCACAGAUGGAACAUUUGGACCUUGGCCAUCUCCACAUUUGGUGGGUCAUCUUCAGCCCCCAUUUUGUCAGAAUUCUUUUGUAAACAACUGCUUCACACUAAUGCAGUUGAUUGGAUAUGCCCUUCAUACCAGCAGCUCUUUUUACUUCAGAUGUCAUAUAUAAAAGUCCAGGAAAUAUCACAAAUGAUCUGGGUAAGUUCCUGAAUAGUUGGAGAGAAUGAGCCUUCUGCCAGGUUUCUCUAGAUUAAGAUAGUGGAGCAUUCAUCCUUCUCUGCGUCAUAACAGAUCUGAGUCAGGUCUUGGCCAUCACUGAAUCACAUCUCCUUUGUUCAGGAUGUAAAAUAAAAGGUAUUCUAAGUAAUGGGAGGAAUUUUGUAUGAUUCUUGUUUCAGAGAUCCAAUUGCUUGUUUAUCUACAUGUUCCACAUAUUUCCCUAGUUCAGCUUCAAAGACUGGUAUUGGAAAACACAGAAGGGAAGGAAGUAGCCAGGAGAAUCAUAAACAUACUCAAGUGCAGGAGAAUUUCAAUAUGAGAGUUCAGCUUUGGUCAUUUAAAUAAAUACCUUUAACAUUCUUCUUGUCCAGAUUUAGCCUACUCCCAUGGACGAAGGAUAUCCAUCUUGCCUUUAAAUUCCACCUUUAGAAAUUUGAAAAUAAAAACCAAACCUACAAGCAUUUCCAGGGCUAAGGAAAGACAGGUGUCAAACCCCAGCUUAAUGGGGUAGGUAAUAGAAUUUGGAGGUUAAAUAAAAAGCUAACUCCCAUUGUAAAAAAAAUUGUCCUUUAUUAAAUAGAAAAGGAAAUAAUUUUCUAACCUGUUUUGAAAUUAGGAACAAGAAGAAUAGAGUGAAAAAAAUCUUUGUGGCUCUAUAUACUAUUGUAGUAAUAUAUAACUCUGAAAUAGCAUGAAUGAUUGUCUCCUGUGUAAAUCUUACUCAAUGAGAUUAUAAAAACUAAUAUAUAUUGUUGAAUUAUAAUAUUCUCCUGUAUCUACUAAUUGAAGGAACCAUUCUUCACACAGUGUGAUAUAUAAUAGUAUUUAAUAUGUAGCUUCUGAGGAACUCAGAGUACUUUAUAGACAUACAUUUGUUGGUAGCAAUAGGUCAAGAUUAUGAUUAUUAUGAAGCAGUGAUGCAUUUACUGUCUGCUGGUGCUAUCCCAAAUAUAAUUAAAUGAAAACUAUAUCGAAGCACAGAUCAGCCAAAUGAAUUUACAGACUGAAAGUACAAGAGGGAACAGGAAGAGAAUAUCUCCAUGAGAAAGGCAAGCAUGAGAUGCCAGGGGAAAAGAGAAUAGGGUUUUGAUUACCUCAAAUCAUAUUUAAGAACAGAACUCUAUGAUCAUAAUCCUUUUCUCAAAAGUGUUUCAGGGAAGCAUAGCUUUACAUCACAGAUGGAUCUAGCUAGGCUUCAAAGUCUUUGCUGAAUUCAAAGAUAACAAGCAUUUAUUAAGCACCUACUAUGUGUCAGACUCUGUGGUAAGUGCUAGGGAUACAAAGAAAGAAAACCCCCCUCCAAAUAAAACAGUGCCUGCUUUCAAGAACCUCAUAGUCAAAUCUUUCCCUCAAUGAAAUUUAAUUGUUUAUUUUGCAAAAAGUGUUUUUGUAAGAUUUUAUGUUGACUUUUUGUUUUGAAAAAGGUUGUCAUUAACCUAAAGAAUUAUUAAUCUAAAGUAGAAUUACUGGGCUGAAAAAAAAAUAGACUAUAAUAAGUCACUUAAUAACCAUUCCCUCACCUUUCUGAGAUCUUUCUGAGAUUUUCUUGACUUCUUGACAUCCAGGUGUAAUAACUAACCAAAAGUGAUUUCUUCUUUAUAUCUAAGCCAAGUGCUUUAUACAACAGCCCAAACCUAUUUCCUCUGGCUCUGUCCUGAAAUUAUAACUCUCAAGCUGACUUAGAGUAAGCAAUACUAAUAUAAAUCGAUACUUUGUCUGGAGUGAAAAAUAGUGCUGGCUCUGAAAAUAGAAAACCUCAGUUCAAAUCCAACCUGUGACAGUAGCACUACGAGUGUGACUUUGGGCAAGUUAUCUAACUUCCCUGGUCUUUGGUUUCCCUUUCUGUAAAAUGAGUGCUGCCCUAAAUGCCUUAGAAGUUUCUUCUAGCUCUAAAUCUAUGAUACUGUGACACAUACAUAUAUAUAUCUGCACAUGUGUGUGUGCAUGUAUGUAUGUAUGUAUAGCUCUAUGCAUAGUCAAAACCAAAUUGAACCACAUUUUAAUGAAUAUUAUCAUAAUCUGAUAUGGAUACAACAAAUUCUGUUCACUGAAGAAUCCCAUGGGCAGAGUCCCAAUCCAUUUAAUGAAAAUGUUGUCUUUGGUAUUGUAUUUAUAUGAUAAUUGUAUUUUGAAGACCUAAAGGGUGUUAUAUGGUUUUAAUAAAAUUUUAUAUAUUUUUUAAAA